GAGGAAUUAUGUGUUACAAAAUUGCUUUAAACCCCAAAAUACCCUUGAUCCAAUGGAGAUGACUUAUUUGCCCUCAACCCUUGUUGUCAUCUUCUUCCAUGAGGAAACCAUUAACCGAUUAGGGUUACGGAAUCAAAAGCAUUCCCUGAACGUUAAACCGCUCUCAUCUUCUCUCUCUCCAUAUAUAUAUAUUUUUCCCGGCGAUUUGAGCAACAAAGAAGUAUUCCUUCUAUCUUCCUUGUCUGUGAAGAACCAAACCCUCUCAAUCUUGAAUUCUUCAACUCUCCCUUGAUUACAUUCUCAGUCUUAGAAACUCCAAUAUCGAUCCACCGGAGUUUUAGAGAUACGAGCUUAAAUUUGAUCUCUCCUGCUCAAUCACUCACGCCCAAUCAAUAGUAUUUUCAGAAGUUUCUGAAAUAGAGAGGUCGCACAAGUUCAUGGCGAUGGCUCCUAAAAGAUCAAGGCCUCUCCAUAAUUUCAACAUGCCUUGCUGAGAUGGGGGAAUCAACGGGUUCUCAGAUGCAUGAAAGUGAAUUCCAACGGAAAAGUUUCCCCCUUCGACCGCAAAUUAUCGCCUUCCUCCGAAUCCCAAUAUGAAGAUUUUAUCGGCGGGAGAAGGGAAUCGAAUUCCACGAAGCAGGGAUCUUCUAACAGCUUCGAAAAAUCCAAGAAAUUGCUUUUGCCACCGAUUGGAGCUUAUGGAGAGAAAUCAAAGAUUGAUGGUGAUGUUGACGACGGGAUUGCAGAGGUUAGGGCAAAACUCAUGUCUGAACUCCAUACAGUUGCUAAUAAGAUUAAUGUUGCAAUUCCUGAGGAAGGUGAAGAAGAUGAGUCGUCUGUUGCGGCGGCAAGGCCGUGGAAUCUUAGAAAGAGGAGAGCAGCUUGUACGGCUCCCAAUGAUAGCGGAAGAGGAGUCGGUGGUGGUAGUGGUCUUGCUAGAUGUUCGAACUUAAAGAAUGAAGAGCGUCAGCAGAAUACUUCUCCUUCGUGGAAUGACAAUUCCACCAUUAAAUCGCUUAGGCUGAGGUUUUCAUCUCUUGAGCAAAGCAAUAUUGGGAAGAAGGAGAUCCUAAGUUCUCAAUCGCACUUUCUCGACAAAAGAUCGAGGACGAAGGGGAUGGGGGUAAAAAGAACAUUUAACAUUUGAUUCUAACGGUGUUAACACCACAAGGUACGUUUGUAAUUAUAAACUUCACGGAGGGUCUAAGUGUAAUAGAUGAAACAUUCAAGAGAGGGGAGUGAAAUUUCCUCUAGAUUAUAUAAUGAAAGAUAAGUUUGGUAUGAUUAUGUGUUGAAUUAAUUCUA
This is a messenger RNA of Macadamia integrifolia, 1305 nucleotides long. RefSeq lists its product as uncharacterized. The transcript has a single exon. The record is from RefSeq and is a predicted model, not a curated record. Lineage: Eukaryota; Viridiplantae; Streptophyta; Magnoliopsida; Proteales; Proteaceae. Bases 524 to 1147 code for a protein of 207 amino acids.